AUGGGGAUUGCGCUAGUUUUCUCAACUCUUGCUCUCUCUUCCCUCCUACUCUAUUUCAUUCACGUUUGGCGUCGCUAUCUUCCCUCUUUCAUUCGCGAAUCAACCGUACCCCAAUAUGUAACUCUCAUCGCAACGCAAUUGGAAUGGGCUUGUGAUUUCUGGCUUUGCUAUUCCCUAUUCCCAAACUACAAUUACGUUCCAAAAAUGCCAGCAGAAACGGAUUGGGGGGAAAGAGCAGUCGAGUACGAGUGGAAGCGAGCAGCGCUUGCAGCGCUUGCAGAUGCAGGUCAGUGCCCCGUCUGCCUAUUCAGAGUUGCAGAAGGUGAGGAGAUUGGUGAGUUGAGAUGCGGCCAUGUUUUUCACAGGUUUUGCUUAGAGACAUGGGUUGGAUACAAUAACGUUACAUGUCCCCUUUGCCGACUUCCUUUAGCUCCGACCAGAUUGGUGUCUGAUGAUCAACUCGGCAGGGAUGUUCUUGUUUUCGAGUUUUGCUCAGUCAGUUCUCGUGACCGCGGUAGAUGGUGGGUACGAUAA
Messenger RNA from Durio zibethinus, 534 nucleotides. RefSeq lists its product as uncharacterized. NCBI's taxonomy places the organism in Eukaryota, Viridiplantae, Streptophyta, Magnoliopsida, Malvales, Malvaceae. The record is from RefSeq and is a predicted model, not a curated record.